This is a messenger RNA of Styela clava, 2810 nucleotides long. RefSeq names its product choline transporter-like protein 1. Lineage: Eukaryota; Metazoa; Chordata; Ascidiacea; Stolidobranchia; Styelidae. Gene Ontology annotation, biological process: transmembrane transport. The record is from RefSeq and is a predicted model, not a curated record. Gene Ontology annotation, cellular component: membrane. Gene Ontology annotation, molecular function: transmembrane transporter activity.
AUUUGGGUAUUAUUAAUGGAUGGAAAUGUUUUAAAAAUUAUUAUCUUAAUAAGAUUAUCUUAAUCAACUUCUAUAUCAUUUUACAGUUUAAUUUUGAUUUGGUUUAAAUGCAGUAGACUUACAAUGGGUUGUUGCUAUAGUGCGGCUAGAUCAGGAGGCAAGCCACCACCAAAACCUUCAAAAUGGGAACCUCUUGAAAAAAGAACGUGUACUGACAUCGUGCCUCUCACAUUUUUCGUCAUAUUUUUUGUUGGAAUGAUCUUAAUUGCUGCGUUUUCUAUUGCAAGUGGAGCAGCUUCACGUCUUAUCAACGGUUAUGACAGUUACGGAAAUAUAUGUAACCAAGUUAAUAAAAAAAUUGUCAAUUCUGAUAAAUCUGGUCUGGACCUACGAGGAAAAAAAUAUGUCUUCUUCAUGGACGUAAUGGAUCCUCCGACAUCAUUAGAGAUUUGUGUUGAAAAAUGUCCGGAUAGAGAAUUGAAGACAAUGCAGGAUGUCAAGGAAUUUUUUGAUGAUACUGGGAGUCAGCUAUGUGACUAUCAAGUUGAUCCAGAUCAGUAUCAUUCACAAGCUUCAUCUAAAUAUGGUCCAUGUCCUGUUCUACCAGUUCGUCCUAGCUCAUCUGUAUUAUUUCGAUGUGUACCUGAUGAUCUACCAGACUUUUUGUCCGAUCUUGUCAAGAUUGUAUAUAACGUUGAUUUCAUCAGCCUUGUAUUGAGAGAUAUUUACAUGAGUCGAUAUGCCAUUAUAGGACUUUGCUUUUUGGCUGUAUUGGUUGCUUUCAUCAUGGUGAUAUUGAUAAGAUAUGUUGCAAGUAUCGUUGUUUAUAUCAUUCUGGUACUUGUCUGCGUUGCAUCAAUAGGUGGCACUGUUUUAUUGUGGUGGACAUAUGCUUCUCCCCAAGGCAUUGAAGAAUUAAAUAUUAAACUCAAUGAAGCCAACAACUCGCAAGCUUUUCUGUGGUAUGCUAUUGCCGCAACUGUCCUUACAGUUUUUUUACUUCUUUUAAUCCUUGUGAUGAGAAAACGGGUUGCAAUAACAGUUGAUUUGUUCUACGAGGCUGGAAAGUGCAUGACACGACUUCCAUGUCUUUUAAUGCAACCAUUUUGGACGUUCAUCAUUCUUUUGUUGUUUUGGAUGUGUUGGGUUGUCAUUUUUGCAUUCCUGGCUACAUCAGGGGAACCAUAUCUUGAAGACCCACAUACUGGUUGGGUGAAAUACAAUGAAACAUCCUUGAUUAGAUAUAGUUGGUGGUACCAUUUGGUUGGUUUGAUUUGGAUCAGUGAAUUUAUACUUGCUUGCCAGCAGAUGACAAUCGCCGGGUCAAUCGCAACGUACUAUUUUACAAGAAACAAGUCACAACUUGGUGAUCCAAUUUUAUCAUCCAUUGGAAGAUUGAUAUCCAAUCAUCUUGGAUCUUGUGCUCUCGGAUCAUUCAUAAUAACGUUGGUGAAAAUUCCAAGAUGCAUUCUGAUGUACAUUCACUCGCAAUUGAGUGGCUCUGAGAACAUGUGUGCUAAAGUUUUGAUGAAGAUGUGCAUCUGCUGCCUCUAUGUAUUUGAAAGAUGUCUGAAAUAUUUAAAUUAUAACGCCUACACUUUGGUUGCAGUCAAUGGAACACACUUCUGUAAAUCAGCAUGUGAUGCAGUGGCUACGUUGAUGUCAAAUGCACUUCGUGUUAUUGCAAUCAAUUCUGUUGGAACUUUCAUCUUAUUUCUCGGAAAACUAUUGGUCGUGGCUAUUACAGCGGGUAUCGGUGGCGUCGUUGUGAUGCGGUUUCAUCCCAAUCUGACUUACAUUGCUGCACCGGUCGGCAUUGUUGCCAUAUUUUCGUAUCUCAUUGCACAUUGUUUCCUUUCUAUCUACGAGAUGGCAAUUGAUACGCUGUUGUUAUGUUUCUGUGAAGAUUGCAGAGUGAAUGAUGGGACGCCUGGACGAGAAUAUUUUAUGUCAAAAUCACUGAUGGCAUAUGUCAAGAAGAGUACAAGACAUCUUGAUGAAGUCGAUGGGAAGAAACCUAAAGAGGGACCAGAAGGAGUGCCACUCAAUGAAAGUGCCCUAUGAAUAUCAUAACAAGAAUACAAGUACAAUGAAGCAUUCUAUCGCCUAUUGUGAUGAUUUCUACUAUACAGUCAUAAUGGGCAUAUCACUUCAAAUUUUAAACCUCAAAGUCAUAUUCACUACCAUUAUGCUCAUUCUAUGUUUGGGAUGCUGCGCUACGUUUUAUGUUAUCUAUUUUUGUGGUGAAAUAGUUUUCACUUUUGAACCAGACAUUUGAAGUAUUGUUCGAUGAAAUGGAAAUAAAUUUUAAAUUAUGGCUUCUAUUUUUUCGAUUACCAUUCAUGCUUCAAUUUUGGAUGGUCAAAAAACUUAGUCCGCUGAUUUUUAUUUUCUGAAUGUAACUCAAUCCAAAAUCAAAACCAUAAAGAUCGAUGUUCAACCAAAACUUGAAGUUGUUAAAAAAUUGUUAAUACUAAUUAUUUGGUGCUGUUUCUGUAAUCACUAGUCGCCUUGAACAGAAUUUCAUAUUUUUUUUUCCCUUUUUUGUAUAUUUCCCAUUAGCAUGUUUUAUACCUUUUGAUUUCAUUUCUAUUCCAUGUAUGUGAACUUUUUUAUAACAUAUUUCUUUUAUCAUGUUUGAUUUGUGGUGCUUUUAAAUGAUAUAUAAUCUAUUUGUUAUAAUGUUUUAUUAUCUCUCAUUAAUGGCCAUUUUAAUAUUGCACUUUUUUCUUUUGCACAAUCGAACAAACUAGCCGCAAAAAUGUGAAUAAUUACAGUUCACUCAUUUGCAUCUGAUUUUAAAUAUACAG